AUGGACUUUGAUGUAUCGACGCCCUCUGUGACGGAGGCUCUUGGGGAUCUGCAGUUACGUAUGCAAUCUCUGCAGGAAGAUCGGGAGUUGUACCGCGCUUUAGAGGAAAAGGCCUGCACAAACUUUGAACGACACCGGGCGGAACUCACACUAUUACUACAGAAGGAACGGGCCAUUCACGCCGCAGCGGAGGAUCGACUCCGUAGAGAACUCCAACAGCUGCUGGCAGAGAAUGAAACCACACGCAUACAGUUGGCAAGACAACGUAAAGAACAACAAACCCAAAUGCGUGAAGAGUUACUUUUACGACAGGAACAACUUGAAAAGAAUGAGGCGGAAAUGAUGGGUAAACUAUCUGAACUGCGUGAACAGUAUAAUGCCGAACGUACAGAGACGGAUCUCGCCCAGCAGGAGAAGAUGUGGCAUGAGUUGCAAUUACGUGAAGUCCUCGAUCGACAACGAACACUCAAUACAAAACAUCAACAACUAGUACGUGAAAUGGAAGAAAUACAAAAAGAACAAGAACAACAACAACAACGCGAUAAAAGAGGAGGUGGUGGUAGUUGUGGUAGACGACACAGUCCUAGUUUUUUCAUUGAAAAAGUAUUUCUCCCUUCCGGUCCACCCGAUCAGUGCCACACCACCACACCAUCCUCACAUCAUAUCGCCGCUAUUGUUUCUACAGUGGAAAGGCAGAAUUGUUAUAAACCACGUACAUACUACCGUAGACACGGUGUGAUUUCACCAAUGGAUGUACGAUUGGGAAGUCCAACACUUGUCAAAAAUGCUUUUGAGAUGCGACGUCCACCACCGCUGCUCACCAACCUCUCUUCUUCUUCACUAUUACCAGGCGAAAUGGUAACAACAACAACAAAAAGAGGAGGAUGUGGACAUGAGAGUUUCUCACGGAAGGAGGGAAUCAUACCUUUACAACGAUUGACUGUGAACAGCAGUACGGCGACGGGGGGUUCGGGUCGUGUAGUGACGAAUAGUGCCCGUCAUCUCUCUGCUCUCUGUCGUUCUUUACUGCGAGAGAUACUUCAGUUGCGGAAGGAGUAUCGUGAAUACACAACGGCCUUGAAUGAUCCUUCUGUAGACUCCGUAGAGGUAAGUCGACGAAUGCGAAGUAUUAUGACGGAUCUAGAUCGUAAAGUACAUCAACUUCGUAGUCUUCGGCAACAACAAGCGCAGGUGGAGGAUAAGUUGAGAUUGCAUGAUGUGUUAAUGGAAAUAGCAGCAGAGAAUAACUAUUGUGAGGCUAUCUACAGUGACCUCUUGGAGCUUAUUCGUUCUUAA
Trypanosoma theileri is the source of this 1296-nucleotide messenger RNA. RefSeq lists its product as uncharacterized. The transcript has a single exon. The record is from RefSeq and is a predicted model, not a curated record. NCBI's taxonomy places the organism in Eukaryota, Euglenozoa, Kinetoplastea, Trypanosomatida, Trypanosomatidae. The coding region runs from base 1 to 1296 and encodes 431 amino acids.